AUGACAAACCAGAGCUCCGAGCCACAUUUAUAUUUCUCUGCGACUAAAGAUGCAGCAGAAACGAAGUACUCGAGCAACGUACGUGGCUCGCAGGGACACUUCAACAGGCUGUCAAAAAAAAAAAAUCUAUGUGUCUGUGUGAUCGCGCGGAUCUCAGGUCCGCCCUCGGCGAUCUUCGCGAUACGACUGUCGCACCCGUUACACGGUAGCCUGCUGCCACCAGGAAUCUGCUACACGUGCGACGUGUGCGGCAAGACUCUCUCCACGAAGGAGUCCCUAAAGCGGCACAAAGAGCAGCAGCACUUUCAGCCCCUGAACAGCGCGGUCUGCGCGCUCUGCCACAAGGUGUUCAGGACGCUCAACAGCCUAAACAACCACAAGAGCCUCUAUCACCGUAGGAAGAAAUAGAAGUGAUUGCGCACGCGCGUG
This is a messenger RNA of Temnothorax curvispinosus, 429 nucleotides long. RefSeq names its product zinc finger and BTB domain-containing protein 42-like. The record is from RefSeq and is a predicted model, not a curated record. Lineage: Eukaryota; Metazoa; Arthropoda; Insecta; Hymenoptera; Formicidae. The transcript has 2 exons. Bases 1 to 408 code for a protein of 135 amino acids.